AUGGGUGAAGUUCCGAGGAUGAAGGCCAAACCAGCAGCUCUUGUUCCUCUUGGGACGCUCAUCGGUCGCGAGCUCAGGAGUGAGAAGGUCGAGAACCCUACGAUUAAGUAUGGUCAAGCUGCUCUCGCCAAGAAAGGGGAGGAUUGUUUCCUGGUCAAAGUCGAUUGCGUGAGGAUUCCGGGCAAUCCGGCUACCUCAUUCUCGGUUUUCGCGAUAUUUGAUGGGCAUAAUGGUAUAUCAGCUGCUAUCUUCGCGAAGGAGAAUCUGCUGAACAAUGUCUUGAGUGCCGUCCCUCAAGGGGUUGGCAGGGAAGAGUGGCUCCAAGCUCUGCCUCGGGCAUUAGUUGCUGGUUUUGUGAAAACUGACAUAGAGUUUCAGCAGAAAGGAGAGACGUCUGGGACGACGGUUACAUUUGUUGUGAUUGAUGGGUGGACUGUCACUGUUGCUUCUGUGGGGGAUUCUCGAUGCAUAUUGGACACCCUGGGGGGCGUGGUGUCUCUGUUAACAGUUGAUCAUAGGCUAGAAGAGAAUGCAGAAGAAAGAGAGCGUGUCACUGCAAGUGGGGGUGAAGUAGGAAGGCUCAAUGUUUUUGGGGGCAAUGAGGUUGGUCCGCUGCGAUGCUGGCCUGGUGGAUUGUGCCUUUCAAGAUCAAUCGGUGACACGGAUGUGGGGGAGUUCAUUGUUCCAAUACCUCAUGUUAAGCAAGUGAAGCUUUCCAACGCUGGAGGAAGGCUUAUAAUUGCAUCUGAUGGUAUCUGGGAUGCAUUAUCUUCUGACAUGGCAGCGCAGUCUUGCCGGGGUUUGCCUGCAGAACUUGCUGCCAAGGUGGUUGUUAAGGAGGCUCUCAGGACACGAGGCCUAAAAGAUGAUACAACUUGCCUGGUUGUUGAUAUCAUUCCCUUUGAUCAUCCAAUAUUGCCUCCAACACCAAGAAGAAAACAGAAUCUGCUUAGUUCAUUUAUAUUUGGAAAGAGAACUCAGAAUCCUGCAAACAAAGCAACAAAUAAGCUUUCUUCUGUUGGGGUUGUUGAGGAAUUGUUUGAGGAGGGUUCUGCAAUGCUUGCGGAAAGGCUGGGUAACGAUUUUCAUUUGAACUCAAAUUCUGGGCUCCUCAGGUGUGCAAUUUGUCAAGCUGAUCAGUCACCAAGUGAUGGUUUAUCUGUUAACUCUGGGCCCUACUUUUCACCUGCAUCCAAGCCAUGGGAAGGCCCAUUCCUCUGUGCAAACUGUCGGAAAAAGAAGGAUGCCAUGGAAGGAAAGAGGGCUACUAGACCCACUGUGACUGCAUAAUUUGGUAAUGCGGUACAUAGUAGUAUAUCCAAUUUUCUGGCAGUGUGAGCAUGCUUGGUUGUUUAGACAUGCGCAUGAAGUAGACUUUAGAAGGGAGAUGUUUUGCAGAUGGGUAAAAGUUUGUGUUGAUUGUGGUUUGUGCUGACUGUGGGACUGACUGACAAUGGACAUGCAGAUAUAAUUGUGAUAAUUCAAUUGCUAACAGGUUGAAUAUGUAAGUAAAAAUGAUUGUGAAGAAAAAAAUGUUACUCCAGUGUUUUAUUUAAUGUGUAUUUAGCAUCUCUACAACUUUUUUGCUUUUAACCAUUAUAGCGUCCAAAACAUAAGGACCUUGUGCCUUACGGUUUCAAAUUUGAUGCUCUUGAAAGUCGAACUUCAGCUAGUAUUUAAAAGUGCUGAUUGCUAGCUAAGAAUACACCGUUCCAAUUUGUACAAAA
Molecule: messenger RNA, 1727 nt
Organism: Diospyros lotus (date-plum)
Lineage: Eukaryota; Viridiplantae; Streptophyta; Magnoliopsida; Ericales; Ebenaceae
Product: probable protein phosphatase 2C 5
Exons: 7
Coding region: 1-1290 (429 amino acids)
Biological process (GO): protein dephosphorylation
Molecular function (GO): protein serine/threonine phosphatase activity
Source: RefSeq, a predicted model, not a curated record